Gryllus bimaculatus (two-spotted cricket) is the source of this 3782-nucleotide messenger RNA. NCBI's taxonomy places the organism in Eukaryota, Metazoa, Arthropoda, Insecta, Orthoptera, Gryllidae. The record is from the annotation of a GenBank genome assembly.
CAAGUGCGACAUUAACAUGAUUUAUCUCGUUUACAUCGCAGCGCCAUCACUUAAUUUAUUUUAUAUCUUUUCGGUUGGUGGCUCUGAAAGAUAAAACGAAUGUAGCUGAAUGUAGCCAACAUAGCCAAUUGUUGUUUUACUGAAUUUAUUUCUCAGGAUUCUUUUUUUCUUUGUAGAUGUAUUGCAGUGAGUGACGCUCAGAAGUGAUUAGACACGAAGGUUGUAUUGCUUUCUUUGUAGCAUAGUGUACUUAAAUACGGAAAAGUGAUGUAUAUUCGAAAUGCCGUAGGGUUAUAAAUAUGACGCUGUACGAUUUGAAUUGUGGUUGUCUGAGUCAGGUUCUGGUUGGGUCUAGGUGCUCUGAGUUCACUGUGGUAUACUGAACGUGAUUAAACACAAGUAAUUGGAAGGGAUGUGCUUGAAAUUAUUACUGGCCAUUCAAGAAACGGUUUUCUAAAGUUAAAAUAAUGACGGUGUUACCUUUUUCUGUUAUGUGUGGAAGAUUCGCAGGUGCGGCGUGACAAUUUGUUGCGUGUGCUUGGUGCGAGGUUGUUAACAGGUGAACAGUGAUCUCUGGUAAUGGACAUUUUCCUGAUCGUAUUGAGUCAGAGUAUUUAUCAGUCAUCUUCAAUUCGCACGUGGAAUAUUGGACAGGUGUACGCGAAUAAAAACCUCGAGCAGUAAUGUUCGUGUUCGUAAAUUGGAAUUAAAAACCUGUAAUUGUGAGAGUGAAGCCAGUCGCCAAAAGCUCAUAAAUGUUUUUGCCUUAAUGAACUUUUCUUCAACUUCUAUUUUGUGAAAUGUUAGGCGUUAAACUUGCAUUGAUGGGUAUUAUGUGAUAAAAUUUCAUGUUAAGUUUCUUUUUAUUGUAUUCGUGUUAAGAAUCAUGGCAUCUCGAAUUGUGGGACGAGUUGUUAAUUUUCUAGUACAGCGAACAAGUUACUGCAAUCCACUGGUCAGACAAUCACAGCAGUCGUACGCAGCAUGUGCACCUGCAGCAAAUAAGUCUCGUGAACAUACACACCAUACAUCACCUGUCAUACCAGUUUUUAGGCGGGCAGCAGAAUAUUGUGAUCGGAUUGCGUUGCGGGACAUUCAUGGAGAUUAUACUUACCGAGGUGUAUUUCUUAGUAGUAGGCAAUUUGCCUGUGAAAUUCGAGAUAAUUUAGAUGGACAGCAAGAGAGAGUAGCAUUCUUAUGUCCGAAUGAUGCAACGUAUGUGAUAACACAGUGGGCGUGCUGGAUGAGUGGCCAAAUAGCUGUUCCUCUAAGUCCAUCUCAUCCUGCACCCAUUCUUGAAUACUAUGUAACUGAUAGUGAUGUGAAGUUGUUAGUUACAACUCCAGAAUAUGCUGAUAUUAUGUCAGAAAUUUCAAAGAAGACUGGGCGCAAGCUUCUAAUUUUGGAAGAAGCAUUGCGUGUUCUAGCCAUGAAACAAACCGUGAAACCAAGUUUUAUAAUACCUGGUUAUGCAAGUGAUUUUGAAGUUAUUACAGAUGAUAGAGAGCUAUUGAAAGGUGGACUUGAACCUGAAUUUUAUGAUGACAACAAUGCAUUAAUUCUGUACACAUCUGGAACCACAGGGCAGCCAAAAGGUGUUGUGAUAAGUCAUAGUAAUCUUCAGGCUCAGAUAUCUGGAAUGGUGGAUGCCUGGGGAUGGUCUCAGAAAGAUAUAAUUCUUCAUACUCUCCCUCUCCAUCAUGUACAUGGGAUUGUAAAUGCUCUUAUGUGUCCUUUGCAUGUUGGUGCACGGUGUGUGAUGCUCCCUAAAUUUGAAUCUGCUCGAGUGUGGAGUCAACUAUUGGCAGUUAAUGUUGCCCAAACAGAACGUGUAAAUGUUUUUAUGGCUGUCCCUACUAUAUACAUGAAGUUGAUCGAGGAAUAUGACAAGAUAUUUGCAAAGAAUGAGCGAAUGAAAGAGUAUAUUCGGGCAACUUGCUCCCAAAAAAUUAGGUUGAUGGUGAGUGGUUCUGCUCCCCUGCCGCUUCCUAUUUUUAAUCGAUGGGAAGAAAUCACUGGACAUCGUAUUCUUGAGCGAUAUGGAAUGACUGAAACCGGAAUGAUUUUAUCCAACCCACUAAUUGGUGAGAGAAAACCAGGAUUUGUAGGUUUUCCCAUGCCGGAAGUACAAGUUCAGAUUGCAAGGAGUGAAACUGAUGGAAAAUCUUCAGUUUUAGUCUCGGGCAAAAGCACAGGCAGUAUUCUUCAUUCAAAGGAAAGUACAAAAGGGGAACUGAGAGUGAAAGGACCAGGAAUAUUUAGAGAGUACUGGAGACGACCAAAAGCUACAGAAAAGGAAUUUACUGCAGACGGCUGGUUCAGAACAGGUGACACAGCAGAGUAUGUUGAUGGAUCUUAUAGGCUUCUGGGACGGACAUCUGUUGAUAUAAUUAAGACAGGUGGCUAUAAAGUCAGUGCAGUGGAAGUAGAAACUCAUCUUCUGGGUCAUCCAGAUAUUUCUGAUGUUGCAGUUGUGGGAUUGUCAGAUAUUACUUGGGGUCAAAAGGUAGCUGCAGUGGUUGUGGCUCGAGAUAAUGCUGAAAUAAUCCUCUCCAAAAUUAGGGAAUGGGCCAAGGAUCGAAUGGCUCCAUAUUCUAUACCUACCGUAUUAAAAGUUGUGGAAAAGUUGCCAAAGAACAGUAUGGGAAAAGUAAAUAAGAAGCAACUUGUUAAUGAAAUUUUUCCAGAGAAUAAGAAAUGAAAAGAGUCUGUAUCAACAUGUAUGACUGGAUUGUGUUUAUGAUUGUACUGAUUUUUCAUGUUUAGUGUUACAUGCAUUAACUUUUUUCUGUUGGUAUGAGAUGGAACAGUGAGUGAAUUCAGUAUGAGAGUUCUUUGUGGUGUAUCUACACAAGUCAAGUGGUAUAUCAUUUCAUGAACUGUGCGCUUGAUGUGUAAAUAAAAAAUUAAAUGGUAAUUCAUCAGUAAUCCAAAAAUGUAUAGUUUUUGUCAUUUGGUCAUCUGUUCAACUUGUGAAGUUUUGUCAUUUCCCAGAAUGUAAGAUUAGUACCUACAUUUAAUUACUUUUUGCAUUAUCUCUGAGCAACAUCAUUUGCACCUAUAAGUAAUGGAUAUGAAAUAUUGAUUUAUCGCAUCUACCUGUCUACAAGCUUACUAACCAAGAAAUAGUGAGCUUUAGGAAGAAUAAAUCAAUACGAGUGAAUUUAUAUUUUGGAAUUUAUGAAGUGUUUGCUACUGUAGAAUGUAAAUAACAUCAGCACUGUGUGUGCAUUUUAAUAUUAUGAAUGUCUCUGCCAAUAUUUCACAUUACCCUUCAGCAUUUUCUGUUUCUCUAAUAGCAAAGUCAUUGAGAAAUGUGAAUCCCUAAUGAUGGGUCAAUUAGGUGAUAAGUGGACAAGAUGGAAUUUUAUUCACAAAAAGUUGAUGAUUUAAGAACUAAAAUAGGUAACAAAAUUAUGAAAUUAGGCACUAUUAGGCAUGGAAAGUGAUGUUUUAAGCACUAAAAAUUGGUUUCAAAGCGAUUAAACCAGGCAGAAAGGCAUGAACAGUUGUGUUUCUGGCAUCUAAUACUGAUCACUAGGGAGAGGAUAUUUUUGUGACCCAAAAAAUCUUGAAAUAUGCUUUUAUGACCUAAAAAUUCUGAAAUAUGCAAUUAAAAUAAACAAUAUUUCAUUUCCUGCAUAAACUUUCCUUGAUAAAUUUCAGGAGAAGCAUGCUUGGAGUGAAUAGGGAUGUUUUUGUGCAAACAUAAUAUAAUGUAUGUUACUUCAUGGGAGAAAUAAUUAAAGUAACCUUAGUGAAGAACAAUGUAUGUUUAGUUG